Molecule: messenger RNA, 879 nt
Organism: Xenopus tropicalis (tropical clawed frog)
Lineage: Eukaryota; Metazoa; Chordata; Amphibia; Anura; Pipidae
Source: RefSeq
CUUGGAUACACACUACUUUUGGCUUUGGCUUUUCUGUUUUAAGAGAAAUAAGCAGUGCAUGUGCCAAGGAGCAGCCAGGCACUGACAAAGGAAUAUGGGCGAAUUCCUAGCACCACAUGGAGGGAAGGAAGGACAUCUCCAGCUGCAGAAAGAUAACCCUGUAGCGAAUUGGAUCCACGCUCGUUCUACGAGGAAGAAACGCUGCCCAUAUACCAAGUAUCAGACUUUGGAACUCGAAAAGGAAUUUUUAUUUAACAUGUAUCUAACCAGGGACCGGCGGUAUGAAGUGGCAAGGGUGUUAAAUCUCACUGAGCGCCAAGUUAAAAUCUGGUUUCAGAACAGAAGAAUGAAAAUGAAGAAGAUGAACAAGGAGAAACCCGAUAAGGAGCAGUCGUAAAAGACUAACACAAAUACUAAUAUGUAUAACCUCAAUAUGACAAAUAUGUGAAGAAAACAUUUUGGCUCAAUACAUAGCUAAAAAGAGAGAAAAUAAAAAAACUUUCCUGACUAUGAAUGUGGAGAUCAGUGUUUAGAAUAGAUAAACACAGGCGCAUUUUUGGAAGCACAGGCUUUUAUAAAAUGCAAUUAAAAAUGUUUCCUUCCCUGUCUUUAAAACUAAGAAAGUACUUGAAUAUUUUUUUUUUUUUUUUAGAAUUUUAUUUUGUAACUUAUACUUAUCCAGUGUUAAUUUUUAUUUUAAGAGUUUGUCAGUGCAUAUUUUGUAUAAAACAAAUCGGAAUACAAUAUGUUUUGUUAUAGUCUCUGAAAGUCCGUUGGAUUGUACAUAUUUGUGUAUUUUAUUCUUGUCACAGAAAUCCUUUCUGUAUUGUUAUGUUAUGCUUGUAGAACAGCUCUCUGUAAAUAUAGAAAAGAACACUA